CCGUCUUCCACCACUUCUCAACUCAACCACGCUCGCUUCCACGAACGACUAUUGCUCCCCCAUUCAGCUUUGAGAGAAAAUAGAGAAUUGAAGAAGGUCGAGGAGAGGAUUGGACUGGCAGAUAGUCAAAAUGAGUGAAGGAAGACCACAGAUAAUCGGCCCCGAUUCCGGCCCUGAGCCUCCGUUCCCACUGCGCAUGGGAGGCAAGGUCGUGAGUGGUUUUGGCAGAGGGAGUAAAGAGCUCGGUAUCCCGACAGCAAACAUACCAGUAGAAGGCGUCUCCUGGAUCGAAACUGCCGAAUCCGGUGUCUACUUUGGCUGGGCAGGCAUCCAGCUUCCGCCCUCGCACCCCGACCUUACGAAAAAGAACCAAGACUCAACGGCACCAUCCAUAAACCCCACGCCCACCAACCCUUCCCCUCAAACAACCACCUACCCUUCCGCGCCCUCUCCGCCUUCUGCCGCUCUAGAGAAAGGAUGGAGAUUAUACCCCAUGGUGAUGUCUAUCGGGUAUAACCCAUUUUACAAAAAUACGGUCAGGAGUGCAGAGGUACAUAUUUUGCAUCGGUUUGAGAAGGACUUUUAUGGGUGUGAGAUGCGGGUUAGUAUUCUGGGGUUCAUAAGGAAGGAAUUGGAUUAUGUGAGCCUGGAGGCAUUGAUUGGGGAUAUUGAGACGGACUGUAGGGUUGCGGGUGCGAGUUUGGAUAGGGAACACUGGCAGGGGAAGGGGGAAAUGAAGUACCUAACAGGUGAAGAGGACUAAGGAGGAAGGAUGGGAUGGGAUGGGGCCGGGAGAGCGGCCGGAUGGCGGUAUAGGAAAGGGAAUAACGACGGGAAAGAGGUCACGAUUUCCGGAGGUUUUAUCGUUGCUUUCUGCCGGCGCGGGAUAGAAUAUCGGGCGGGUAGAAGGAAAGCGCUGAUAGAUUAGAAAGCAUGGAUUUCACUACUUUUCUGUUUCUGUUCGGAGGGAAUCCAAGUUGGAUAGUAUCUUCAACCAUGUGGUUUUCACUUCAUUUCGCAUCGGGAGCUUCACUUCCUCAAUCUCUCUCAACUUCCUCUUCCAGCACUUCUGCAUCAC
Molecule: messenger RNA, 1078 nt
Organism: Hyaloscypha bicolor E
Lineage: Eukaryota; Fungi; Ascomycota; Leotiomycetes; Helotiales; Hyaloscyphaceae
Product: riboflavin kinase
Exons: 2
Coding region: 131-763 (210 amino acids)
Biological process (GO): FMN biosynthetic process; riboflavin biosynthetic process
Cellular component (GO): mitochondrion
Molecular function (GO): riboflavin kinase activity
Source: RefSeq, a predicted model, not a curated record